AUGGUGGCCCUCCUCAACGUGCGGCCCCACCCCGAGGCGGUCGCGGCCUGGAUCGCCACCCACCCCGGCCUCUCUCGUCACGUGCAGCGCACAAUAUGGCUGCGGCGCGGGGACGGCGGCGGCGGCGGCGCUGCGGGCGACGAGGCGGCGCUCGCGGCGGCGCUGCGCGCGCCGGGCGCGGUGCCGGAGGGCGUCACUGGCGUGCGCAUCCUCUCGUCUCCUGCCAGGCUCGCGGCGAGCAUCGUGGACCUGGUCGAUGACGUCAUACCCCUGGACCCCCGCGCCCCCAGCCACCACCUGUGCGUCGCGCGCCUGCCCGCCGGCGGCGACUGGACCGCGGGGCAGCGCGGAGAGUGGAACGGCCAGAGCUGCCCAUGGGCGGGCCAGGCCACUGUUGGGCGCCCGGGGCGGCGGCGGCGGGCCGCGGCAGCCAAGGCGGGGGACGGCCAGGCCGCCGACGCGGGAAGCGGCGGCCUCUGCGGGCCCGCGACCCGGAAGCGCGACGGCGGCCCCGACGGCGACGGGGUGGUCGGUGUCAUUGGCAACGCUGUGACGCGCCACGAGCUGCGCUGGUGCUUCGUGCCGGCCGGCUGGGGCUGGAUUAUGCCGCCAGAGCCGGGGGACGGGCGGUUUGACGGGGCGGCCGGCAGCGCGGUGCACAAGCUGGACGAGGCCCUGAGGCUGCUGGGCCUCGACACGCGCGCCCACCACGCCGCGGGCCGCGCCGGCGGCGGCGGCGGCGGCGCCCCCUGGGCGAUCGACCUGGGCGCGGCGCCGGGCGCGUGGACGCAGCACCUGGCGGGGGCCCUCGGCUACCGCGUUGUGGCGGUCGACCCGGGGGCGCUCGCGCCGGAGGUGCUGACGCUGCCGGGCGUGCACCACGUGAGGGCGCUGUCAGAGGACGCUGCCGGCGCGGUGCGCGCACUGCUGCGCGGCGGCGGCGGCGGCGGCGGCUGUGGCGGCGACGGCGGCGGCGGGGAGGGUGAGGCGGCAGAGGGUGAGGGCGGGGCGGAGGUGCUAGUGAGCGACAUGAACAUGCACCCCUUUGAGGUCGCGCCGGUUGUGCUGCCCUUGCUGUCGCUCCUCAAGCCGGGCGGGCUGCUGGUGCUGACCCUCAAGCUGCCGGGCACGGGGCGCAACCGCACAGAGCUCGUGGCGCGCACGGCAGAGCAGCUGCGCACGCUGAUCGCGCGGCGCGCGGCGGCGGCGGCGCCUCCGGCGGCCGCGGGCGAGGCGGCGCCAGCAGCGGCAGCGGCGGCGGUGGUGCCGCUGGCGGCGGCGGCGGCGGCCGCGGAGCCUGUGUUGGCAGUGGUUGCGUGA
Messenger RNA from Monoraphidium neglectum, 1320 nucleotides. RefSeq lists its product as hypothetical. NCBI's taxonomy places the organism in Eukaryota, Viridiplantae, Chlorophyta, Chlorophyceae, Sphaeropleales, Selenastraceae. The transcript is spliced from 5 exons. Gene Ontology annotation, molecular function: methyltransferase activity. Gene Ontology annotation, biological process: methylation. The coding region runs from base 1 to 1320 and encodes 439 amino acids. The record is from RefSeq and is a predicted model, not a curated record.